This is a messenger RNA of Striga hermonthica, 1029 nucleotides long. The record is from the annotation of a GenBank genome assembly. NCBI's taxonomy places the organism in Eukaryota, Viridiplantae, Streptophyta, Magnoliopsida, Lamiales, Orobanchaceae.
AUAUGUAUUACAACAACUACAUCUGCAAGGUUGGAGCAGAUUUUGGAAUGGAUUUAUUAUCACAAGGUUAUUGGCGUUUCAACUUUCUUCAUUUUUGUUGAAGGGAAGGCCGCAUCUCCUGCAGUAUCCAAAGUUCUUCAAUCCAUUCCGGGAGUUAAAGUGAUACAUAGAACCAAAGAAAUGGAGGAACAACAAGCUAAGAGUCGAGCUUGGAAUGAAAGCUGGUUGUCGAUUUUCUUGUAUAAGCCUUGCAAUUAUGAGUUGUUUGUGAAGCAAAACUUAAACAUGGAGAUGGCGAUAGUUAUGGCAAGGGAGGCAGAUGUGGACUGGAUUCUUCAUCUGGAUACUGAUGAAUUGAUGCAUCCAGCUGGUGCUCGAGAAUAUUCUCUAAGAGAACUGUUGAGUGAAAUGCCUGCAGAUGUGGACACGGUUGUUUUCCCAAACUAUGAAAGCAGUGUUGAACGAGAUGAUAUCCAGGAUCCUUUCACGGAGGUGUCGAUGUUCAAGAAAAAUUAUGACCAUUUGACUAAAGCUACUUACCAUGGCAUGUAUGAAGAAUCAGCCCGUGGCAGCGCAAACUACUUUAUGACAUAUGCUAACGGAAAAUCUGCUGCUCGUAUACAAGACCAUCUUCGGCCUCAUGGUGCACACAGAUGGCAUAAUUACAUGAAAACUCCAAAUAAAGUGAAAGUGGAAGAGGGUGCAGUGUUACAUUACACAUACGCCAAAUUUUCUGACUUGACUUCUAGACGAGACCGAUGUGGCUGCAAGCCCACAAAGGAGGAUGUGAAACGAUGCUUUAUGUUGGAAUUUGAUAGAGAUGCAUUUAUAAUUGCUUCAACUGCAACAAACGAAGAGAUGCUAAAUUGGUAUCGAGAACAUGUUGUGUGGACUGAUCGAACACUCAAUUUAAAAUUGUUACGGAAAGGAAUCUUAUUGCGCAUCUAUACUCCCAUGACUAUCAUCCAAGGCCUAAGAGAAUCCGGUAUAUUUGGAUCCAUCAUUGCUUCUGCUCAAGGGUCUUUAUGA